AUGAAGAUGAAGUCCAUCACUCCCGGCCCGAUUUCCACACGGAUAUUUACCGGCGAGAUUCUCACGUUAUCGAUAUCAACGUUGCUUACCGACACCAUGUCCAUUCCAUCUACUGCCCGCCAUUAUAGCGUCCAAAAGGCAGGUUCGCUUGAUGGACUGAAGCUCGUCGAAGCGCCGGUUCCGAAACUGAAAUCGACGGAGGUCCUGGUCAAAGUGAAAGCCGUCUCUCUCCAGUAUCGCGACCUCCUCGUUGUGAAUGGAUACUAUCCACCCCCGAUAGCCGAGAAUGUCGUUCCCUGCUCAGACAUGGCCGGCGAGGUCGUCGCGGUGGGCGAGGACGUCACAAAGUGGAAGGCCGGCGAUCGUGUGGCGAACAACUUCUUCUUGGACCUCAUCUACCCCGACGGAAUGACCCCAGCGGUGUCGAGCAGCGCAGCAGGUGGUGCGGCCCACGGCGUCUUGACCGAAUACCGCGCGUUCCCAGCCCAUGCACUCGUGGAGAUCCCCGGCCAUUUGUCGUGGGAAGAAGCGGCGACCCUGCCCUGCGCGGCCCUUACCGCCUAUAACGCGCUAGUCUAUGGCUACGAGCGCAUCAAGGCCGGGGAUACAGUGCUUAUCCAAGGGACGGGCGGAGUAUCAAUCUUCGCGUUGCAGUUCGCCGUGGCCUCCGGCGCCACGGCUAUCGUUUUGUCCUCAUCUGACGAGAAACUCGCGGCGGUGACCAAGCUCGGCGCAAAACAUGUUUUGAACUACAAGACGACCCCGGACUGGGAGCAGGACGUUCUCAAGCUCACGGGCGGGCGUGGGGUCGAUCGCGUCAUCGAGGUCGUGGGCAACGCAACCCUCGCCAAAUCGAUUGCCGCCGUCAGGAUGGGUGGCAGCAUCGAUAUCAUUGGGUUGCUUGGAGGCGUGGGGAACGUGACGCCACCGGACAUCAUCGGCCCGAGCCUCUGGAAGCAGCUCAAAUUCCGCGGGAUCUACGUUGGCGCGGUCUCGCAAUUCGAAGACAUGAACCGCGUUUUUGUCGCCAAUCCGGAGACCACCCGUCCUAUCGUGGACAAGGUGUUUGCGUUUGAUGACGCAAACGAUGCCUUCUCCUAUCUAAAUAGUCAGAAGCACGUGGGGAAAGUGGUUAUCCGUGUGAACCAGUAG
Molecule: messenger RNA, 1152 nt
Organism: Mycena indigotica
Lineage: Eukaryota; Fungi; Basidiomycota; Agaricomycetes; Agaricales; Mycenaceae
Product: Alcohol dehydrogenase superfamily protein
Exons: 8
Coding region: 1-1152 (383 amino acids)
Molecular function (GO): oxidoreductase activity
Source: RefSeq, a predicted model, not a curated record